CUCCUCAGCUGGUAACUGCCUGCUACUGUCUUGCACCACAGUGUCUAAUUUUCCACAUGAGGUCGAGGGCCUGGGGGCGCACGUGCAGCUCCACCCCCGAGAGGCGGGACCUCGCUCAGAGCCAAUGAGCGCGUGGGGGCAGAGGGUAGAGAAGUUUCCAGAGGCCUACAGCUAGUGGGGAGGAGGAGGAACUUAUAAAGAGGGUGCGGGUGACGCUGCUGCACAGCCAUGCAGUCCAAACGUGAAUGUGAGCAAUGGUGUGAGAGGGUGAAUCCAGAGAACAAGGCGGCCCUGGAGGCUUGGGUCAGGGAGACGGGCGUCCGCCUGGUGCAGGUGAACGGGCAGAGGAAGUAUGGCGGGCCACCCCCAGGCUGGGUGGGCAGCCCGCCGCCGCCUGGCUCCGAGGUGUUCAUAGGACGGCUCCCCCAGGACGUGUACGAGCACCAGCUGAUCCCACUCUUCCAGCGCGUGGGCCGCCUCUACGAAUUCCGCCUGAUGAUGACCUUCAGCGGCCUGAACCGCGGCUUCGCCUACGCCCGCUACAGCUCGCGGCGCGGCGCCCAGGCAGCCAUCGCGACGCUGCACAACCACCCUCUGCGGCCAUCCUGCCCGCUGCUUGUCUGCCGCAGCACCGAAAAGUGCGAGCUGAGCGUGGACGGGCUGCCGCUGGCCGUGACCCACAACAUGCUGCUGCUGGCACUGCAGCCACUAGGGCCUGGCCUGCAGGAAGCGCAGCUGCUGCCCAGUCCCGGCCAGGCGCCCGCGCAGAUAGCGCUGCUUAAAUUCAGCUCGCACCGCGCUGCCGCCAUGGCCAAAAAAGCCCUAGUAGAAGGUCAAUCCAGGCUCUGUGGAGAACAGGUGGCUGUGGAGUGGCUCAAGCCAGACCUAAAGCAACGGCUCCGCCAGCAGCUGAUGGGUCCCUCACUUCAGUGCCUACAGCCAGAAGGCAGCCAAUUGGUCCUAGGCAGGGGCAGGCUAGGGUACCAAGGUGCUCGGGCUGCCCUGCAGCUACUGUGCCAACGAAUGAAGCUGGGUAGCCCAGUAUUCCUUACCAAGUGUUUGGGCAUAGGACCUGCUGGCUGGCAUCGCUUCUGGUACCAGGUAGUGAUCCCUGGGCAUCCAGUGCCUUUCAGUGGCCUCAUCUGGGUUGUGCUAGCAACAGAAGGGCAAGAUGGGCAUGAGAUGGCCAAGGAUGCUGUGUCAGCACGGCUGCUGGAGGCACUGAGUGAGUCCGGAGCCAGUCUCUUAUGGUGUUCUGGAGCUGAGGCAGGUGCCGUGGUUAAGCAGUGACCCCUUACUCUCCCCUCAGGCAGCCUGAACUGCAGGCAGGGCCUGUGUCUGCCCUCAGCCCAGCAGGCCUGGGCAGAAACUAAGUUGAUCCCUAGAAGGGGAGGGGCCCCCUCCCCAGGUCUUGAGACAGCAGCACCACUGGGGCAGGGCUCAAAGAACACCUGAGGACUGCUCAGAUUUGGCUUAAAUUGUGAGGCAUUUUGCCCUCCUGCCCUGAACCCAGGGCCAUUCCCUGUGUAACACAGAACACCAUAUCCCUGCUCUCCCUCACCCCCAAGAUAGCAUGAAUCUUUGUUUUUAUUUGGGGGACUGGCUGAACCAAAAAGUCAAUGUCUGCCCUUCUACCCCACCAGUUGUCAUUCUGACUUUGUUUGUAAUAUGGUUUUGAGCUUUUCUAUGCUGGUUGUAUUUAUAUUAAACUCCUAGUUAGUAUA
Messenger RNA from Cavia porcellus (domestic guinea pig), 1724 nucleotides. It is a transcript of the gene Dnd1, whose product is annotated as DND microRNA-mediated repression inhibitor 1. Gene Ontology annotation, molecular function: mRNA binding. Lineage: Eukaryota; Metazoa; Chordata; Mammalia; Rodentia; Caviidae. Gene Ontology annotation, biological process: germ cell development; negative regulation of miRNA-mediated gene silencing; mRNA stabilization. The coding region runs from base 229 to 1290 and encodes 353 amino acids. The record is from RefSeq and is a predicted model, not a curated record. Gene Ontology annotation, cellular component: nucleus; cytoplasm. The transcript has 4 exons.